AUGUUGGAGGACUGAGAGGAGGAGGACUAGCUGUUGCAGUAACAACAUCCUGGAUAUUGGAGCCUGGCGGCGCACACGGCUACAGAAAUAAAGGAGGAACCGAGACGUUAGGGAGGCGGUGGUUGUAAUCGCAAAUGCCUUAGUGUAUAGAAGCACAGACAUGAACUUGGCAGCUUUCAGGCAUUAUUAAUUGUGGAUUUAUGGUCUAUGGCGCCGAUUGAUCCCGAGGCACCGACAAGGUGAUGCAGCAGCGGCAGGACGGGAUCAGUCCGCUACACGGCUGCCAGCUGAAUGCCUUUACUGAAGGGAAACGGCGCAGCACACGUCCAGCGCAGGCCGGCGUGAUCUUUCAUUAAAACAGGACAGUAUGUAGAGAGGAUCAGCCAACAGCUGCUAUACCCCCGUGUUUACUUUCAUUAUUGUAUCGGCUCUCAAUAUCGCUCUCCGGCUAAGGAGUCACUGCCACGGCAUCAAGCGGAUCAGGCCUGGGCUGAAACACCGUGCGCACUUCGCGAUAUUUACCGUGGAAAGCGCGUAAUGUGACGCGAACUUCUAUCGUUAACGAGCAUAACAAAAGCACCUAGUGCUAUAUCAUUGUGUUUACUAUCCGCUCGUCCGGUUUUCUUUAUGUGUACUAGGGUUGCGAUACAGUUUUCUCUUCUUCUUAUCAAACUGUUUCCCCCAUCGACAACAGAUUUUUUUAUUGCUAGUUUAAGAUAAAUAACACGCCUAACGGAGGUGAGGGUGGACUCGCCGUUUACCGUGAAGAUAACGACUCGACCCAACCCGCCUUGACACAGAGAAGCGAGGAUCAUGGAUCGGAAUGAUAAAAAGACCCUCACGAGCAAGUGGAAUCAGUUGUGAUCUACUGGACAACUCCAUUUCUAAGAGAUAAGCAGACGUUCGCAGUCAAGCUCUCAUUACCGCAAUGAGAUAAUAGUGUGGCUCACACAAAAACAACCUUGACGCUUAUCCCACCAGAUUCCAGAUUCAUCGUCAAAAUAUGACCACGCCGGCUCUAUUGCCACUAUCGGGACGUAGGAUACCUACCCUCUCGCCAGGUGCCUCCUCAUUCCCCCAUCACAGAGCCACCUUGCGGCUCUCAGAGAAAUUCAUCCUCCUCCUCAUCCUCAGUGCCUUCAUCACCUUGUGCUUCGGAGCGUUUUUCUUCCUCCCGGACAAUUCCAAACACAAGCGCUUUGACUUCGGUUUGGAGGACGUAUUGAUACCGCACAUCGAGUCGGAGAAGGAGGCCAGGCACAGCAGCAGACAGGGCAUACAUGGCGUGGGAGCUCACGACGAGCAUCGACACAGGGAGGAAGAGGAGAGCCUUCGUGACAAGAUCCGGGCAGAUCACGAGCGGGCACUGCAGGAGGCCAAGGAAAAGCUCCGUAAAUCCAAAGAGGAGCUGAAGGCAGAGAUCCAGACAGAGAAGACCAAGGUAGUCGAGGACCUGAAGAAGAAAGAUGGACCCAAACCACUGCCUCCAGUACCUAUGCCCAAACUAGUAGGGGUCAAAGAUGGUGACCCAGGGGACCCUGACACCAAGGAAAAAAGGGACAAAAUCAGAGAGAUGAUGAAACACGCAUGGGACAGCUACAGGCAAUAUGGCUGGGGCCACAACGAGCUCAAACCCAUCGCCAAGAAAGGACAUUCCACCAAUAUCUUCGGGUUCUGCUGGGAUUCAACUUUUAAUAGAUGAGAAGAUGCCAAGCGCAAGUGGGUAAUCACACGAAUUUGGUUCUGUGCAGUCCACCAGGAAUGAACAUAAGCCCUUGACAUUAAACAGAAGACCUAGAAACAAAAGACUAAGGAGGUAGAAAAGAAAUGGAAGAUGAACAAGAAGAAAAAGUGGAAUGAAAGUCAUCGCAUAGCUAGCAGUGUUGGGCAAGCUGCUUAUACUGGACCUUGACAGCAAUUAACACAGACAAGACAUAUAGCAACACUUUGAGCUAAAAUACAUUUUAUUUUACUGUAUUUAUACGUUUUUUAUUUAUAACUGUAUAAUUUUGCCAGAAAACGUAUUAGAGUACAUGUUAAUGUAAAAAAUCUUGCGUGAUAUAAUAUUUGUUUCCUGGUUUUAUUUUGCACUGGAUGUAAAAACUGCCUUGUUUGUAAUGGUUUUUUUUGGUUUUGUCAAUAAAACAUUUACAUUUAGCAAUGUCAUAUGACCCCUUUAAGUUUGCAUUUUUAUUUAGGCUAUUACUUUGCUCCACCGAUACCGACCCUGUCCUUGUCACACUAUCUCAGAGAAUGCCUUGCACCAUGAGUCUCUGCAGCAUUUAAAUGGUGCAAGAGUAUGUGUGUCUGAGAAACAGGAAUCACUCCUCUCCCUAGGCAUCACCACUACAGCCAUUCAUCAAAGUGCUGUGACUCAGUAAAUAUUCAUCAGCCACUUACAGUGACUGACAGCAAGCACAGCACACAGCUAACACCAAAUUACAAAGAGCGGAGAUAGAGGACUGCAGGAGGGAGGCAAGAGAUUUGGUGAGAAAGGAGACGUGCUGAUGGAAAUAAGCUGUUGAAAUGUCUGUGCAGUUAUUCAUUAAGAGAUCAUGAGAGACAGACAGACACUAGUGUGCCCUUGAGAGCUGAAUGUACGUGACUUGAGUGCCGAUGUGUUAUUUGGACCUGAGCACCUGUACAUGGAUUGUGAUUGUUAGUUACAGUGCUAAAGGGCACAUGGCAGCACCUGGCCUUCGAACUUUCUUUCAAAGUGCAGGCAGACUCUAAAGUUUAGAUUGCAGUAAAAUAAAUUAUUCAGGUUGGUAAAGGUAACAUCUUUUGGAGCCUAAGAAUUGCCCUUAGAAAUGCAAAAAAAAUGUCUUGCAUUGGGUGCAUGGUAAUAUUUUUUGGUGGGUGUUGUUUUUGCAUUUAAAAUUUUCUGUUUUACUUAAUGUAUCAUUUAUUUUUUAAUUUUCUACUUAAAUUUUAGACCAAUUUAAGAGCUAAAGUCACAAAAUAUCUGGUCAUAGAGAAAUAAUCUUUGAACGCUUAGAUAUGGAUGUGAGAUUAAAUGCCAUGGUGAUUUAUCUUGACCUUAAAAGUACUAUGUCCUUAAUUGUAGGUCACAGUCCUGCAGUGUGUGUGUUCUGACAGCCCAGCCACAUCUGACUCCAGGCUUUAGACCGUUAUCAUUAGUGCAAGGACUUGGGUUUGUGCAGCAGUGUUUCGGUUUCAAGUGUAAAUUAAGACUGCAGACUGGCCAUCAACUGGUAACUUAUAAUGGACAGUCUACACUGUCAGUCAUAAAAAUCUUAGUUAUGAUGUAUAUCUUACAGUCUGACUUAAAAGACCAUCAGUGUUCUACUGUCUGCCUUUGGUUUUACCCAAGAUGCCUCUUUGGGUUUUAUGUACAAUCUAACAAGCAACAGUCAAGGACAGAAAAAAAAACAAAGUGCACCCAACUUUAUAACAACUUGCACAUCAUCUAAUGGAGAGUCAUGGUCAUCACUUCUGUUUUUCUAUAGAUUAUUAUAUAUUUUUUUAUUCUUUGUUAUUUGCUCUGCUGCAGAGUCCUUAUUAGUACCUUGUUUUUUUUUUUCCGUUUUUUUACUAUGUAUCUAGGGCUGUUCGAAAGUUUAGGGUCAACAAAAUGCAUUUAUUUUA
Messenger RNA from Carassius auratus (goldfish), 3609 nucleotides. Its product is annotated as mannosyl-oligosaccharide 1,2-alpha-mannosidase IB-like. The transcript has 5 exons. The record is from RefSeq and is a predicted model, not a curated record. Gene Ontology annotation, cellular component: Golgi membrane; endoplasmic reticulum; extracellular exosome. Lineage: Eukaryota; Metazoa; Chordata; Actinopteri; Cypriniformes; Cyprinidae. Gene Ontology annotation, biological process: carbohydrate metabolic process; mannose trimming involved in glycoprotein ERAD pathway. Gene Ontology annotation, molecular function: mannosyl-oligosaccharide 1,2-alpha-mannosidase activity; calcium ion binding. Bases 1004 to 1702 code for a protein of 232 amino acids.